Messenger RNA from Lottia gigantea (owl limpet), 1257 nucleotides. RefSeq lists its product as hypothetical. Gene Ontology annotation, molecular function: DNA binding; nucleotide binding; DNA-directed DNA polymerase activity. The transcript has a single exon. The record is from RefSeq and is a predicted model, not a curated record. Bases 1 to 1257 code for a protein of 418 amino acids. Gene Ontology annotation, biological process: DNA replication. Lineage: Eukaryota; Metazoa; Mollusca; Gastropoda; Lottiidae.
AUGGAUGAAAUUUGUAAUGUAUUAAAGGAAUUUAUUUCACAAAGUGAAACUGAAAGUAUUUCACAAAGUGAAACUGAAAGUAUUUCACAAAGUGAUAAUUCAAAUAGUGAAACACGAAGUGAUAAUCCAAGAAGAGAUAACAUCAUUAAUCCAUUCAAAGAAUACAGCGCGAGCACAAAAGAUAAAACAGUGGUUAAUUCAAAACAUACAAAAAUAAAAUGUACUAAACUAAUGGCAUUUGAUGCUAAUGGUUUGUACGCUUCAGCAAUGUCGGAUUUAGACAGUGAAUAUCCAAAAGCAGAAAGUGCUAGACCGUUUCUACUAGAAGAAGAAAAAAAAUUUGUAAAACUCUUCAAUGAACAGAAAUUUAGACCUAGAACAGCUAUUUUAACAGUGUGGUUUGACUAUCCCAAAAGCAUGUUCUUCCAACCGAUACCAGCUAAAGAUAAUAUCACUUUAACGAAUAAAGAAGGCAAAAAGGAAACUGGGAGUAAAAUCAGGUUUAAAAAUGGUUUCUGUUCAGAUGUUUUAACAUCGGUCGAUAUUCAAGAAAUAGUUAAAGCCGGUGGACGAAUUAUUAGAAUAUUAGAUGGUAUAGUAUACAAAGAAAAUUUUAAAACUCCACCAUAUAGAGAUUAUAUUUUGAUUUUAAGAGAUCUUAGAAAUAAAUAUAAACGAGAAGGUAAUAUUGUGGGUAGUAAUUGUAUGAAAUUAUUAUGCAAUUCCUUGUAUGGUAAAUCUAUUCAGAAGGAUAGAAACACGAGAAAUCAUUUGUGGAAUUUUCAGGCUAACUUCGACUCACUUGUUAAAAACUAUGAAAAAAUAAAUGAUACUCAAUAUUCCGUUGAGACAGAAAUUGAAGAAAAAGAGAUAACUGCUGAAGAUCACUCAACUAAAUCUACAAUACUAACACCUAGUCAUUUGGGAUCAUUCAUUUUAUCUCACAGAAAAAAAAUAAUGAAUAAUUUCAUUCAUGUAAUAAAUGGAUUUUAUAAACCUGAAAUAUACUAUACCGAUACUGAUAGUUUAUACAUUUCAUCUAGAAAUUGGGAUAAAUUAAAUCGAGCUGGGUUGGUAUCUGAAAUUGAAUAUUGUAAAGGAAAGAAUGAUUACGGUGAUGGUGGAAUCAUAUUUGGUUUAUAUUUAGCGCCAAAAGUCAAAUAUAAUAUCAUUCUAAUUUCUGAUGGUGUUUUAAAAGAAAAGAAAACGUAUAAGGGUUUUUCUAAUAAUAAGACGAGUAUAGAAGAUUAUAUUUAG